Molecule: messenger RNA, 471 nt
Organism: Lotus japonicus
Lineage: Eukaryota; Viridiplantae; Streptophyta; Magnoliopsida; Fabales; Fabaceae
Product: ubiquitin-conjugating enzyme E2 28-like
Exons: 4
Coding region: 1-471 (156 amino acids)
Biological process (GO): protein polyubiquitination
Cellular component (GO): nucleus
Molecular function (GO): ubiquitin conjugating enzyme activity
Source: RefSeq, a predicted model, not a curated record
AUGGAAUCGAAGUGGAUCUUGAAGGAAAUCAACGAUUUGGAGAAGGAUCCUCCCACCUAUUGCAGUGCCGGUCCUGUUGCUGAUGAUAUGUUUCAUUGGCAAGGAACAAUCAUGGGUCCUCUAGACAGUCCUUAUGAGGGAGGUGUUUUCUCACUUGUUAUUAAUCUCCCUCCAGAUUAUCCCUUCAAGCCACCCAAGGUUGCAUUCAAGACAAAAGUUUACCACCCAAACAUAGAUAGCAAUGGAAAAAUUUGCCUUGAUAUAUUGAAGGAUCAAUGGAGCCCCGCUCUAACCAUUUCCAAGGUGUGUUUGUCGAUUAAGUUGAUAGUGCUGCUCUCAAUUUCUUCCUUUUUGACGGACCCAAAUCCCGAUGAUCCUUUGGUCCCUGAAAUUGCCCACAUCUACAAGACAGACAGGAAACAGUACGAGUCAAAUGCAAGAAGUUGGACUCAGAAAUAUGCCAUGGGCUAA